GUGGAAACGUUUAUCGCUGUUCGACCAACAUCCGCCUGAUGCCGGCAAACCGUCCCACAUAUUAUGACAGUUCGAAUUGUUUACACUUGAUAGAUGGCAGCACAAAAGGGAUGCCACCAUUUCUGUUAAUACUAGGGGUCACACACAGAGAUUCAGGCAACCAGCAGACUGACACACACAGUCAGAGAUUCAGGUAACCAGACAGACACACACAGUUCAGUUGAAGGUAGUGACGCGAACGACGGAAUAAAUAUUUUUGUUCAAUCGAAAAGGAAGCAAAAGUGACAAGUCCCAGGGUUGUGGUGUGUUUAUUUUAACCAAAGCUGUUACGUAGUGCGUAAAUAUACAAAUGCAACAAUGUUUGUGAUCAUGGAUUGUUUCCUAUAGUAGAGCGAAUGAGUGAUUUUUUUUUAUCACGCACAAUAUCGUCAAGUAUCGAGGAAGAAAAAACAACUGUUUAACCCAUUGUGCUAAUUUCGCCCAGUUAGCUGUAAUCGCAAACUGCAUUAAGACACAGCAAAGCGUACCUAAAAGAGAGAGAGAGACCUUGGACGGUUUUCUUUGUACACCUAGAUAACAAACCGGGUAAUUUCACCCGCCCAACAAAACCUUGUUCAAGGAAAGUGCACAUACACAUUAUAAACCUCCGUAACUUGUAUACGCUGCAGGUUGCGCACAAAGGUGAAAACGUCACGGUAUUUCGGUGAGAUAAUACUUACUUAGCGAAAAGUAUUGUAAUUGACUCCCGUCAACGACGUCGUUGACGGAAAUAAAAAAAAAAAAAGAAAAGAAAACAAAAAAACAAUAUUUCAUACAUAUUCACAUAAAUUUGUGUAAUGUACCCAACGACGCGUCGUACAGAGCAAAAAAAUAUCAUCACCUCAAGAAUUAACUUCGUACAUUCGAAAAGGAAAGGGAUCUUCAUACACCCGAAAAAAAUGUUCAAAAACUCGAUACAUCAUCGAAAUUUAAGUAUAAGUUUGUUAAAUCUUCACUGUGUCUAAACGCUACGAACAUCUAUACUACAUUUUUUUUCACACUUCCACCAUCAAUGAUUUCUUUCUUCGUACAAACAUACACACACCGUACAAUCCCACACAGGCAGAUGUGUGAAAAUUGAAAUGGACAGAAUUAUAAAUUGAAAAGAGGCACAAUAGAAAAAGCAAAAGAAACAUAUAAGUCAAAACGCUGAAAGUCGCCAGGGUGAAAGAUGCACGUUGAAAAUAUCUAUUCUUGCUGCAAUUAGAAAAGGCAAUAGUUUAUCAUCGAGCUAAUGACUCAGUGCUAAAAUAUCAGCGAUUAGCGACCGACAAGGAUAUCAACGACAGAAUGAAGCUGCUGGAAAGUACUCGCUUUGAAGCGAUCAACAGUGCGUUGUGGAUUAAAACCGGUGACAGUAAAAUCCUGGGGCGGAUUGAGAGCUACUCGUGCAAAAUGGCGGGAAACGACAAACAGCUCUAUAAACGGUUCAACGCAGAGCAGGGAGUCACUCCUCAUGACCUCCAAGCUUUGUCGCCUCCGCAAACUUCGUUAGGAGCAUCGCCGGCACAAAGCUAUUUCAGUCACAGCAUUUCUGGGGACGAAGAUGGUCCGUUGUGCGACACAAUAAGCAGAAAGACUUUAUUUUACCUUAUCGCAACGCUGAACGCAGCUUUUUAUCCAGACUACGAUUUCUCAGAUGCUAAAAGUCACGAGUUCAGCAAAGAGCCAAGCCUUCAAUGGGUCAUGAACGCCGUUGAUAGCAAUCUCAGCGCCACUGCAGGGGAUUAUUAUCGUACCCUGCGCUCUGCACUUUGGACAGCCGUUGAAGAUGAAAUCUCAAUGGGAGAAUGUGACAUUUACAGUUACAAUCCAGAUUUAGCUUCCGAUCCAUUCGGGGAAGACGGAUGCCUCUGGUCCUUCAAUUAUUUUUUCUACAACAAACGACUCAAGAGGAUUGUAUUUUUCACGUGCAGAGCAAUAAACCCGAUUUACACAUGGGAUUCUGGCGUUGGCAGUGAUUUUGCAAUGGACGAGGAUGAUUAAAUAUCAACAUUAAGAAUGUUUCUGCAAUAUUUUAGGUCACACUCCUUAAACUACACCUUAAAUGUCAACUUUCACAUUUAAUUUUCUUUUUUAGCAACUCUUGAUAUUUCAAAUCAAUGAGUAUCUCAAACUAUAGUAUUUUCAUUUAUGUUGCAAUCUUUACCUCCGCUUGUAGGAAUCUUUUUGUAUUAUUAGCUGCGUUAAGAAUGCAGGUUUGUUUCCAAUUAGGAAUUAAAACUAAAAAUAAAAGCCAAAGAAAUUACUAGAUGACCAGGCAUUUCUUAGUCUUUGGAUAAAUAUUAUUUUUCAAAGAUAUCACGUUCCAAAUGUCAGAUUCAAUUUUCAAACUUGUUUUUACAACUGACGAAGCGUUACAUUAUGUUAUUUCAUUUUCGAACUUAUUAUUCAGUAUUUGAGCUUAGAUCUGAGAAGCAAACGAUUGUUGAUAUGCCUGAAAAAUCCAUCCAACCAUUUGUGUAAACGAGUUUUCUCUUAUUGAUGUUACAAACAUGUCAGUGAAACUCAGCUUCUGUAGAUUUGAAUUAGUCCAUUUUUCUUCGGGUAGUCACAUCAUCUGCAGAAUUAGGUAUACAUAUGAUGUUAAUCCAGGUAUUAAACCGAACAUCCCUGCAGUCUUGACAAGAUAUUGAAUAUUACUGUGCAAUUGUUGCACAUUUUUAUUCACCAAGGAACUCUUCAAUUUAUGUGCAUAUACAAAUGCUUCUUCAAAACUCCACGACGAAAUGAAACUUGGCUAUCGUUGUUGGAAUUUUGCUUCGCUGCUCGCAUUUUCGCCAAGAAGCGUUUUUUUUCUAUUUCUGGUCACAUUGCUUCAUCCGUAUUGUUAGUAGAUUACGGUAGUAAUAGUAACAAGUACUAUUUUAAAAGAUAGAUAUCGUUUUAAAUCUAUGAAAAUAGAAUCAUAUAGUUUGCAAAACAACGGCACUUAAUUCCGUACAUAUUAAAUUUAUUGUUGCUAUAAACAAUAAAAAUAUCGUACUUGCUGCAAAUCCGGUAAUAACAAAAUAUUUAUCUAAUCAGAACGUGCCUUGUCAAAGAAAUGGUAGUUCGAUUAAGUAUAUUAUGUUACUUUACAAACGUUCAUUUGCAUUAAUAUUUCGUAGUCUUAGUAUCAAAUGUACGUGUGAUUCUUUUACCAGAUAAUUUUUGUUUCUACGAGUAGUUACUGUUGACCAUGCCAACUACGUUCAUUUCAAAUUGAAUUUAUAUUUUUUCAUUUGUCUUUACUCGUCACGGGAUAAAAGGAAGUUAAUUUUCUUUGCAGAAUAUACACCUAUACUUAUAGUAGCAUGUCUAUAAGAAAUGUCGAAACUUGAUUUUAGAUUGUGAUUAAAUUAUCCAAUUAAGUAUCAAAUACUUAAUGGGUAACAGCAGGCGCAGAAAUUAGGAGAUAAUAAUCCAUUUGGUAAAAUAAACCGGUUUCUAUUCUCUUUUUUUUUUUUUCUUCUACCAGUUAAAAAGAUGAUUAAUUUAUAUAUACAUCAGUCGAAUAGAAACUGAUGUAUUUGAGUUCAUAAAAGAACAUUAUGGAUUCAUUACUGAUGACUAAACAUGGUGUUUGGAACAGAUUUUUUGCUGACGCGAGCUUUAAAAGUAGAUAGUAACGUGGUCAAUAAUUGUAUUUGUAACAUUUAAAAAAUGUGUGUUUUGUUUUUUUUUUUUCUUUUUUGUUGAGUACUUCUAGUAAUAUCGGUCUGUCAGUCGUAAGCAGUGGCACAGAUUUUCUUAUACUUUCGAAAUUCUUUGACAAUCAACAAAUCCUAAUGGAAAUUAAAUGUCAUAUUUACUAGAAUAUCAAUAACAUAAAAAUAACAGUCUAAACGACUCUAACAGUUUAUAGUGAUAUAUACGACAGAUUAUUAUCUAUGAAAAAUAUAAUAAAAUUAGAAAAACGUAACGAAGGCAAAUAUUGUGCCGCGUUUACGAAGCUAUUAGGAUAAUUUUAAUAUAUCUCAGAGACGUACUAUUUGGUGUAAACUAAUGAUUAAGAAAAAUACCAUUUAUUUACAAAGAGAGAGAGAGAGAAAAUAGAGAGAGAGCGAGAGAAAGGAUAUUUUAAGAUAAGAAUUAUAUUUGCGAUUCAUUAAUUGAUUAUAAAAAUACUGACAAAUUUAUGCUAAUUUGAAAUUUUGCAUAAAUUUACCAAAAAUUUUCGAUUAAUGUAUCGGUAAAUAAUAUAAGUAUGUAUUUGAAUAAAUAACGAUCUAAUACUGUAAUUUUGAACAUAAUAAGUAUGACGAAAAGCGUUACGGCUCAGAGCAAAAGAUUAGGCCUGUCAUUUAAUUAAAAGGCUGCUAUAUGAUUUGAGAUGUAAGAGAGAGUACUACUUAUUUUGAAAUUUAAUUCCACUUAAAAACAUAUGUAUCUCACAGUAAAUAAUUAUAAUACAUGUAUAAUAUUAAUAAUAACGUUAACAACAGCAAUAGUUUCAUUAUAAAAUUAAUAAUUAUACUUCGUUUUAAGUGUGUUAUUAUAUUCUAUAAUCAAAAAGUACAGAAGCAAGGUAGACAUAUCACCUGAGAGCGAUUUUAAAAUCUGACUUCAAUACCCAUACAUAUAUACGCUGCUGCUUUUAAAUUUGCGCACCGAAUUCGAAACACAUAAAAGUAUUAUAUCAAUUUUCGUUUAUUUGCCCGUUCAAUAAAAGUAAUCAUUAAAUGGA
Messenger RNA from Neodiprion fabricii, 4708 nucleotides. It is a transcript of the gene Maf1, whose product is annotated as repressor of RNA polymerase III transcription MAF1 homolog. Gene Ontology annotation, cellular component: nucleus. Lineage: Eukaryota; Metazoa; Arthropoda; Insecta; Hymenoptera; Diprionidae. The transcript is spliced from 5 exons. Bases 1330 to 2025 code for a protein of 231 amino acids. The record is from RefSeq and is a predicted model, not a curated record. Gene Ontology annotation, molecular function: RNA polymerase III core binding. Gene Ontology annotation, biological process: negative regulation of transcription by RNA polymerase III.